Molecule: messenger RNA, 867 nt
Organism: Trypanosoma theileri
Lineage: Eukaryota; Euglenozoa; Kinetoplastea; Trypanosomatida; Trypanosomatidae
Product: syntaxin
Exons: 1
Coding region: 1-867 (288 amino acids)
Source: RefSeq, a predicted model, not a curated record
AUGAUGUGGCCGUCGUCCGUUCGCACGGAGUUCGACGGCAUCGUCACGACGGCGCCGCAACUCCCUUUGCAAGAGAAUAAAGAAGAAGGAGGAGUACAACCGCACAGCGGUCAGGUGAAGGCCACAUCUUAUGAAGCUGCACAGUUUAGAACCGCAGAUUGUUUGCGGCAAAUACGAGAGUUAGUAACACAACUGGAUGAUAUGCAUACAGGUGCAAACCAUAAAGAAUGUUUUGAAUUAAGUCAACAAAUACGUAGAGUGGAAGGACAGGCCAAAUUGGAAAUGCAAACGGCGAAAAAAUUGGCACUUGUUGAAAGACGACAACAUGAAUUUGAAUUGCUUUCUAGACAUUUUAAGAGUACAAUUAACCUUGUACGUGAUCGCUAUGGUGGGGGUCUACCUGCAGUUAAGUUAGAUGAUAAGAAUGUUCAAAACACUUCAGUCCCUUUUACAGGGUUUAAAAAUAGUCUAGAAGAAAGUACUGUAUUCUCAGAGAGAGGAGACAUUACUUCUUCCCAUCCUUCACAUGGCUACAAUAUACGUGAUGACAAAGAAUUCAUACAGUUUUUUCAAAGUACACAAAAGAAUGAUAUGAUGAUUGAUGAAGCUCUUGAUCGUAUCUAUACUGGUGUUCAACGGCUUAACGAAAAUGCAAUCCAGAUUACAUCUGAACUUCAAGUACAAGAACAAAUGUUAGAGGAAACUGAACAAAAAGUAGAUUAUGUUCAUGGGAAAUUAGGUAAGUUAAACAUCAAGAUAAGGGAGGCGAUAAGGAAAAUGGAUCGCCCCAUGAUGGCUGUUUACGCUGUAUGUUGUUUAAUUCUAAUGGCUAUUAUCACUGUAAUAUAUUUUAUGGUUAAAAGUUGA